This is a messenger RNA of Tribolium castaneum (red flour beetle), 952 nucleotides long. Its product is annotated as farnesol dehydrogenase-like. Lineage: Eukaryota; Metazoa; Arthropoda; Insecta; Coleoptera; Tenebrionidae. Bases 96 to 869 code for a protein of 257 amino acids. The record is from RefSeq and is a predicted model, not a curated record. The transcript has 4 exons. Gene Ontology annotation, molecular function: oxidoreductase activity.
AAAAUACCUUUUAUUGUAUGUUAACUACAAACUAGCCUAUUCUAUGGAAAUUCCGCCACAAUAAAUAUUUAAAAAAAAAACAGCUUCACUCAAAAAUGGUUCUCUCCAUGGACAGAUGGGUGGGCAAAGUGGCCAUCGUCACGGGCGCCAGCUCUGGAAUCGGCGCCGCCAUCGCCGACGCUUUAGUCUCCAAAGGCCUCAUUGUUGCUGGCCUUGCCCGCCGCACAGACCUGAUCGAAAAUCGGGCCAAACAGCUCAAAAACGGCAAACUGUACGCUGUUAAAGCCGACAUGACCGUGGAAAAAGACAUUCUGGACGCUUUCAAAUGGGUUUCGGAAAAUUUGGGCCCGGUCCAUGUUUUAAUAAACAAUGCCGGGUUUGCCAAAGAGGGGCUUCUGACCGAGGGCGAGACGGAAAUCUGGCGGAAAAUCCUCGAAAUUAACGUCCUGGGUCUGUGUAUUGCCACAAGGGAGGCUGUGAAAAUCAUGAAAACUAAUGGGAUAAACGGGCAUGUUAUCCACAUUAAUAGCAUUCUGGGGCAUUCGAUUAAUAUGUUGAAAGUUAACGUGUAUCCAGCGACGAAAUUUGGCGUUACGGCCCUUACUGAGACCUUGAGGCAGGAGUUGAUAAGUCUUGAGAGCAAAAUUAAAGUCACAAGUAUUAGUCCGGGUUUGGUUGCCACUGAAAUGACUUCUCUGAGGAAAGAUUUGAGUGAGGAAAGGAAAAAAUUGUUUGGGAGCCGACCGUUGCUGAACCCUGAAGAUAUCGCCGAUGGGGUGGUUUAUGCCCUUUCGACCCCUGAGCAUGUUCAAGUAAGUGUCAAGGUGCACGAACUGACCAUUAAACCACUAGGGGAACCCACCGCCUAAUCCAUGGACCUUGACAUUAAAAAAAAAACAUUGUAUUUAACUCACUUAACCACUUAUCUUGUUACCAAAUAAAUAAUUAAUUC